This is a messenger RNA of Mya arenaria, 1153 nucleotides long. Its product is annotated as GTPase-activating protein and VPS9 domain-containing protein 1-like. The record is from RefSeq and is a predicted model, not a curated record. Lineage: Eukaryota; Metazoa; Mollusca; Bivalvia; Myida; Myidae. Gene Ontology annotation, biological process: regulation of GTPase activity. The transcript has 5 exons. The coding region runs from base 125 to 1153 and encodes 342 amino acids.
CUGAGAUGUAAAUACGGGGAGGAGAAUGAUGCAAACUAAGACCUUAAUCUCGACGUAAAUUUUCAUCUGCAAAAGAAAUUUCAGUAGAUAAUCACUCCAAUAUCAACCUCAUAAAUCAGCCAAGAUGGCUCUAGGCCCUGACCUGGCGCAGCUGUCUAGGCAUCUGCGACAAGAGAGGCUGUAUGUCACAUCUGAGAGGGAACAGCUACAGAGUCUCUAUGAGCAGGUGAAAACUGCUGCAGAACAGCUUUACCAUCAGUCUUGGAUUGGUCGUCAACAGAAGACAUUCCUUGAUCUGCUUGUGUCUGCAUCCCAACAAGUCACGCCCACAGAGUGUUGUGCCAAGACGAGCCAGCUUGAAGCUACAAACUUCAUAGAUAGCUACAAACAGCUGAGCUAUCAUGAUUCAAAGUAUGGAGAGUUCUUGAAAUAUAUCUUGGAUAAUCCGGUCUUCAUUGGCACAGUGAUAGCCAUUGCUGAGAAAAGCAAUGUUCCAAAUGUGGCUGAUGUCAUAAAGACAUUGGUACGGUCGGUUUUUGGUAACUGCAUCUUACAAGAAGAUGAAACAGCAAUGUUACAUGUGCUGAAAAGUUUGUUAGAGUUACAAUUGUCAUCAAGUGUUGAUCCAAGAAGACUGUUGAGACGAGGCUCAUGUGCAUUUAGUGUAGCAUUUAAACAACUGUUUGACAUGGUGUUCUCUGCCAAAUUAUUCCUGACCGCCGCGUUACAUGACCCCGUUAUGAGACUUUUGAUGGAGGAUGAGUGGUUCUAUGACAUCGACCCAGGGAAAGCACUCGUUCGCUUCCCACCAGCAGAGCGGCUGCGAAGGUUUGGAGAGCCGGGUACCGACCAAUACAAAGAGAAGUUGGUGAAAUAUCGGACAACUAUUGUAGACAAACUGGUGCUUAUGGCGAAUAGGUUUAUCACGUCCAUCAAGAACAAUAUGCACUGCUUUCCUCAGAGUCUUGGCUGGAUUGUGUCUCAGGUGUAUCAAGUGCUGGCCAAGUCGGGUAAAGCUGAGAUGGGUGAGGUGAGAUCGGUUUGUGCCGACCUUGUGUUUGCCCUGUUCAUCUGUCCUGCAAUAUGUGACCCCGAACCACAUGGCAUUACCACAGAUGUGCCCAUCAGAAGCAAGUCACGUAACAUGAACUAA